This is a messenger RNA of Solanum stenotomum, 1101 nucleotides long. RefSeq lists its product as uncharacterized. NCBI's taxonomy places the organism in Eukaryota, Viridiplantae, Streptophyta, Magnoliopsida, Solanales, Solanaceae. The transcript is spliced from 5 exons. Bases 1 to 1101 code for a protein of 366 amino acids. Gene Ontology annotation, biological process: DNA integration. Gene Ontology annotation, molecular function: nucleic acid binding. The record is from RefSeq and is a predicted model, not a curated record.
AUGGUUGAUUUUGAUGUCAUAAUGGGUAUGGAUUGGUUAGCUUCUUGUUAUGCUACAGUAGAAUGCCGAACUAAGAUGGUGCAUUUCCAUUUUCCAAAAGAGGCAGUCCUUGAAUGGAAAGGUAAUAUUAGGGCGCCAAGAGAUCCACCAACUCUUCAAUCUGUUCCGGUGGUAAAUGAAUUUCCUGAUGUAUUUCCUGAAGAUCUUCCAGGUUUGCCUCCAGAACGAGAAGUAGAGUUUGGUAGUGAUAUAAUUCCAGAUACUCAACCUAUCUCCAUUCCUCCAUAUAGAAUGGCCCUGGCAGAAUUACGGGAGUUGAAGGAACAAUUAAAUGAUUUGUUAGAAAAAGGAUUCAUAAGACCUAAGGACCAUGCUAAUCACUUGCGGCAGGUGUUACAGAUUCUUCGUGAUCGAAAGUUGUACGCAAAGUUCUCUAAUUGUGAGUUUUGGUUAAGAUCUGUGGCAUUCUUGGGGCAUAUUGUAUCUGAUGAAGGAGUAAUGGUUGAUACCCAAAAGAUAGAAGCUGUGAAGAACUGGCCAAGACCUACAACACCUACGGAGGCAAAUGUUGUAGCUGAUGCUUUAAGUCGUAAAAUGAUGGCAAGCACUUAUGAGCAGUCCAUAGGAGGGCAGCAAAUAACUAAAGAUCUACGUCAAUUAGCUAGCUUGGGGGUUUGCCUUCUUGAAUCUCCAGAUGAAGGAGUUAUUAUGCAAAAUGCUCCAGAAUCCGCAUUUGUAACAGAGGUGAAAGAGAAGCAGUACACGAAUCCUAUCCUAUUACAGCUUAAGGAGAAUGUACAACAAGUUAAAGUAGAGCACCAGAAGCCUGGAGGUUAUAUGCAGCGUAUAGAACUUCCAAUUUGGAAGUGGGAUAUGAUUAAUAUGGAUUUUGUCACUGGUUUGCCUCGCUCAUUUCGGAAGUUUGAUUCCAUAUGGGUGAUUGUUGAUAGACUCACCAAAGCAGCGCACUUCUUACCGGUCAAGACUACUUAUACAGUUGAAGAGUAUGCAAAGUUGUAUAUUAAAGAGAUAGAUCGGCUACAUGGAGUGCCAAUCUCUAUUAUAUCUGAUAGAGGAGCUCAAUUCACCGCGAACUUUUAG